This is a messenger RNA of Quercus lobata, 546 nucleotides long. RefSeq names its product alpha-amylase-like. The record is from RefSeq and is a predicted model, not a curated record. The transcript has 3 exons. Lineage: Eukaryota; Viridiplantae; Streptophyta; Magnoliopsida; Fagales; Fagaceae. The coding region runs from base 1 to 546 and encodes 181 amino acids.
AUGGCUAAUGCUAAGCCAAAUUUUGCAGUAGGUGAAAUAUGGAACACUCUUGCUUAUGGAAGUGAUGGAAAACCAGUGUACAACCGGGAUGGUCAUCUUGUGAAAUGGAUACAAGCUGCUGGAGGAUGUGUUACAGCUUUUGAUUUUACAACUAAAGAGAUACUUCAAACUGCAAUUCCAGGAAUGAUUGGCUUGAGGCUAGGAAAUGCUGUAACUUUCAUAGAUAAUCAUGAUACAGGUUUCACACAGAACCUUUGGCCAUUCCCACCAGAUAAAGUCAUCCAGGGAUAUGUCUAUAUUCUUACUCAUCUAGGGAUCCCAUCAAUUGGUCUCAAAGAGGGGAACUCUAUACUCAUUGCAAUUCGAUCUAGAAAUGGGAUCAAGCCCACAAGUUUUGUGCAAAUUCUAGCCUCUGAUGCAGAUCUCUAUGUUGGAUUACGCAUGUGUUUAUCUCCCCAACAAGUGGUAUCAGAGCUAAAGUUAGAGUCGAAGCGAUGCCUGGAGAAGAAGACAAGGCUUCAGGAAUUGAGAAGUUUGAUAGAAUAG